GCAUGGCAACCCUGAGGGCUGUGGGGUGGCUGCUCAGGACUGGUGACUGCAAGGAGGGACCUGCUUGAUCAUCCCUAAGGGCUGAGGGGCUGAUUUGGCGGCCAGGACUCCUGGUUCUCUUCCUGACAUGGCACCUGCCUCCUGGCGCACCCCAGGCAGAAGCCCCUGGCCCCAAAGGGCUGCUCCUUGCCUGCUGGUGGUCAUUGCCCGCCCUGAGUUCAUGUCUGAGUGGAAGAGCUGAAGGUGCUCGUGGGCCAUGCAGCGUGUGUGCAUUCAGAGAUGCAACACAGGGAAUCUGGCCCUGCUGGGGAGACACCAGGGCUCAGCCUGAGCCUCCGAGACUUCCGUGGAGCAGAGCACCGUGCCCGCUCUGGUGGGGCCAUCAACUGCCGGUUUCCUGGGGGACUGCGUCAGGCUGAGGUGUCCUUUGGCUCCUGAAGGGCUUUAGUGAGACCACCUGAAAAAUGUGUGUUAGAAACACGUGGGUCCUCGGACAGGGGUGGGCUGAAGGGCUCUGCGGCGCUGCCCCCCCAGGAUGACAUGUCUUCCCCUUGUUUUCCCAGAGUUCGCUAAGAUUUGGGACAGUGCAUCGUGUUACCUCAGCCAACAGCUGGCUCUGCACCAGGAUGUCCACAUUCCUGGACUUGGGACUUUUGCGGUUGUCAGUCAGCAAGUAGCUAGCAAGAAAGACCUGGUGGUAGUGGCGAGGCCUGUGUUUCGUCUUGCAAACACUAUUAUGCAGGACCAUGGCCUCCGAUACAGUCACACCGACGUUCCUGGUCACCGACGUGUUGAACAACUGCCGUGCGCUCGGAUAGCCUCAGACAACGCUGUCUCUGAAAGCGCAGUGCGGUUUUGCAUUGAAAGGACCAUCCGUCUUUUCCAAGCCUGCCUGGAGAACAGGCAGGACGUUGCCCUCGUUUGGAGGGCCGUGGCCGUGGUGAUCAUCCAGGGCAAAGACGUGCGCACAAAAUUUUACACGGACUUUCUGCAGCGGCUGAACGGGACUGACAAGAUGUUGCAAGCUCUUCUGGAGAUGCCAGAGAUGAGGGACUCGGUCAUCUCGUCCCGUGACACUGCCGCCUCCCAGACCUCUCUGGGACAUGUUAUUGUUCUACCAGGGUACAAGCUUGGGAGCGUGGCUAAAAUGCCAGGAGUGAAAGCUGACCUGAGAGGGCAUGUGAAUGCCACCCCAGAAGGCAGGGGAAAAGGUUUUAGUAGUGGAAAAAAAGAGGAUCUUCCCGAGAAGAGCCUCCUUCAUCGAGCAAAGCUGGCUCCAAAUCGGUUGUCUGCAAUAACUGCAAAGUCAGAGCAGGCUCAGAAAGCUGAGGGGAGUGAGCCCCCUGCCAGGUGAGACACUCGCAUCCAUGGCUGAGAGGGACCCUGUGCUGGGAGUGAGGUGCUUCUCCUGGACACAGAGGCUAGAGAAACUCAGAGUGGGGUUUAUGC
Messenger RNA from Pezoporus flaviventris, 1449 nucleotides. RefSeq names its product coiled-coil domain-containing protein 81-like. Gene Ontology annotation, cellular component: centrosome. NCBI's taxonomy places the organism in Eukaryota, Metazoa, Chordata, Aves, Psittaciformes, Psittacidae. The coding region runs from base 536 to 1354 and encodes 272 amino acids. The record is from RefSeq and is a predicted model, not a curated record. The transcript is spliced from 6 exons.